This is a messenger RNA of Suillus paluster, 573 nucleotides long. RefSeq lists its product as uncharacterized. Bases 1 to 573 code for a protein of 190 amino acids. The record is from RefSeq and is a predicted model, not a curated record. Lineage: Eukaryota; Fungi; Basidiomycota; Agaricomycetes; Boletales; Suillaceae. The transcript is spliced from 2 exons.
AUGAAUGCAGUCGAUGACCUUGAACGACGGAUGGGUAUUACCAAGCAUUGGACCCCAGAACAAGAGGAAUAUAAGUGUGCACUUGAUCUUUUAACGAAUUGCUGUUUCAUUUGCAUCGUUGAGCAGCUCGAGGGAUUGGUGGUAAAGAGGUUAUUCGAGUUAGCAAAAGCAAAUCUUGCGGGGACUGGGUACAAAUUAUGUCAACACAUCUCCAACACUAUUGCUCGACAUUCUGCUGCCAUACAUGCGGCACUGGACAAAUACAACAAUCUUGCACCUCUGCAAAACCCGCCACGACCUACUCUAGAGUACCAUGAAGUUGCAUCCUACACAUGGUUGGGGGAAUUCAACUUAUUGAAGCAUUCUUGGCGAGAUCUACUCUCCAAGCCUUGGGCUUCAAAAACUAAUCGUGAAGUCGCCGCAAAGUAUUUUAAAGUCUUACAUGCGCAUGAGGAGAUCACUUGGUUGAAUGUCGAAGUAGCUCGGCUUCACAGAUGGGUAGACGACGAAGAUGCACAUCUCUCAUCAGUUGCACUGCUCACUCUCGGAAUCAAAUCCUGCACUUGCAUAUGA